CCCUCCCCGCUGAGUAACUGUGCAGACUACAUGUCCCAGCAUUCUCGGCGUCAGAAGGCGUGGCAAAUGCUCGGCGGGUGUGUCUCAUUUUUCCCCCCGCUGCCGUUUGAAUAUCUACCGCUGACUUCAUCAUGUCCUCUGAGCUGCCUGAGCGGAUCAAGCCGUUCCUAGUCGAGGGCCGCGUCGGUACUUUCGCGCAGUGGCCUUUCAACGAUGGAUGCCUUUGCACUCCAGAGCAGAUGGCAAAAGCUGGAUUCAUUCACUGUCCUGGUGACAAUGCCCCCGAUGUGGCUCAGUGCUUCUUCUGUUUUAAAGAAUUAGAGGGAUGGGAGCCCGAUGAUGACCCUAUGGAAGAGCACCGAAAACACUCCCCCAGCUGUGCAUUUCUUGCUCUCAAGAAGGAUGUGGCUGACUUGACUAUACAUGAGUUCAUAAAACUGCAGAAAGAGAGAAUGAAGAAUCUGACUAAAAAGCUCACUAUACAGAAAGUCCACGAAUUCGAGAAGCAUGCAUCACGUGUGCGCUCAGAAAUCAGCCGAUUGCAUAAAUAGAACUAUUGGUGCUUUUGGAUGUUGUGAAAUUAUUGUUGCUUCUUACAAACUGGCUGUGAGCAGAUGGUAAAUAGUUCUAUGGCUGCAUUUCUAUCCAUUGCAGGAGCUUCCCAUGUUUCCUCUUUGUGGAUAUUUUUUUUCUUAUUUGUUUUGUAAUAAAUAUUACUGGUUUCAAA
Molecule: messenger RNA, 727 nt
Organism: Heteronotia binoei (common prickly gecko)
Lineage: Eukaryota; Metazoa; Chordata; Lepidosauria; Squamata; Gekkonidae
Gene: BIRC5
Product: baculoviral IAP repeat containing 5
Exons: 4
Coding region: 132-551 (139 amino acids)
Source: RefSeq, a predicted model, not a curated record